This is a messenger RNA of Rhinolophus ferrumequinum (greater horseshoe bat), 3727 nucleotides long. Its product is annotated as zinc finger protein 709-like. Gene Ontology annotation, biological process: regulation of DNA-templated transcription. The record is from RefSeq and is a predicted model, not a curated record. The transcript has 5 exons. Lineage: Eukaryota; Metazoa; Chordata; Mammalia; Chiroptera; Rhinolophidae. The coding region runs from base 315 to 2105 and encodes 596 amino acids.
UAAAGUUGGUGUUUCACGAGCACUUUACAGGCCAGGUGACUGUGGCAGCAUUAAUCCCGCUGUGACCAGCACGGGCAAAGGGAGCCACAGGGACCACACCAGGGGACCCUAGAAGCCAGGAAAUGAAAUAACAGAGGCGGGUCCUUGCGAAUUGUCCAAUCGGUUGCAAGUGGAUGUGGUAACACCCAGCAGACUUCGAGGAAGUUCCUAGCCACGCAGGAGUUCGCGUCUCACCUGCACUUUAUGGCCCAGGUGUCUCUGCUGCAGUGUCAGUCCCUCUGUGACCAGCACCAGCCACAGGUUCUUCAGGAACGAUGCCAAUGCCGGGGGACCUUGCAAACCGGGAAAUGAGCUCAGUGGCCUUUGAGGAUGUGGCUGUGACCUUCACCCUGGAGGAGUGGGCCUUACUGGAUCCUUCACAGAAGAAACUCUACAGAGAUGUGAUGUGGGAAACCUUCAGGAACCUGGCCUCAGUAGGAAAGAAAUGGGAAGAUCAUGAUAUUGAAGAUCAGUACAACAAUCAUGGGAAAAAACGAAGAAGUUUUAUGGUAGAAAGAAUCUGUGAUGGGAAAGAGGGUAGUCAAUAUGGAGAAAUCUUGACUCUUAUUCCAAAUCUAAAUGUGAACAAGAAAACUCGUGGAGUAAAACCAUGGGAAUACAAUGUGUGUGGAAAUGUCUUAAGGCAGCAUUCAUCUCAGAAUGGGAACAUCAGAUGUCACACUGGACACAAGCCUUCUGAGUAUCAGAAAUAUGGAGACAAGCCAUAUGAAUAUGACAUGUGUGAGAGAGACUUCAGUUACCAUCAGUGUUUUGAAAAACAUGAGAAAAAGUACAAUGGAGAGAAACCUUAUGAACAUAAAGUAUGUGGUAAAGCCUUCAAUUCCAGUUAUGUUCAAGUACAUGAAGAAAAUACUAGGGAACAACCUUAUGAAUGUAAGGAAUGUGAAAAAACCUUUGGUGAUCUCUCAAGCCUUCAAAUACACAUGGUCACUCACACUGGGGAAGGAUCUUAUAAAUGUAAGUCAUGUGAGAAAGCAUUCAUUUCUCACAGUUCAUUUUGGAUACAUGAAAGGACUCACUCUGGAGAGAAACCUUAUAAAUGUAAGGAAUGUGGUAAAGCUUAUAGAUACUGCAAUUCCUUAAAAACCCAUGAAAGAACUCACACUGGAGUGAAACCCUAUGAAUGUAAAACAUGUAGAAAAGCAUUCAGUUGUCUCAGUUAUCUUCGAAUACAUAAAAGGACACACACAGGAGUGAAACCCUAUGAAUGUAAGCAAUGUGGUAAAGGUUACAGAGAUUACAGUUCCUUAAAAGCACAUGAGAGAGGUCACACUGGAGAGAAACCCUAUGAAUGUGAAACAUGUAGAAAAGUAUUCAGUUGUCUCAGUUAUCUUCGAAGACAUGAAAGGAUACACACAGGAGUGAAACCCUAUGAAUGUAAGCAAUGUGGUAAAAGUUACAGAGAUUACAGUUCCUUAAAAGCACAUGAGAGAGGUCACACUGGAGUGAAACCCUAUGAAUGUGAAACAUGUAGAAAAGCAUUCAGUGGUCUCAGUUCUCUUCGAAUACAUGAAAGGACACACACAGGAGUGAAACCCUAUGAAUGUAAAACAUGUAGAAAAGCAUUCAGUUGUCUCAGUUAUCUUCGAGUACAUGAAAGGACACACACAGGAGUGAAACCCUAUGAAUGUAAGCAAUGUGGUAAAGGUUACAGAGAUUACAGUUCCUUAAACGCACAUGAGAGAGGUCACACUGGAGAGAAGCCCUAUGAAUGUGAAACAUGUAGAAAAGCAUUCAGUUGUCCCAGUUAUCUUCGAAGACAUGAAAGGACACACAGGAGUGAACCCUAUGAAUGUAAACAAUGUGGUAAAGCAUACAGAUCCUGUGGUUCCUUAAAAACACACAAAAGGACCCACACGGGAGAGGGACCCUAUAAAUGUAAGCGAUGUAAUAAAGCCUACAGUUAUUACAGUUCCUUAAAAGAACACGAAUGGACUCAUGCAAGACUGAAACCCUAUGAAUGUAAGCAAUGUGAUAAAGCUUAUAGAGAUUACAAUUCCUUAAAAACCCACGAAAGAACUCAACACUGGAGUGAAACCCUAUGAAUGUACAACACGUAGAAAAGCAUUUGGCUGUCUCAGUUAUCUUCAAAAAAUGAAAGGAUACACACAUGAAGGAAAACAUGAAACCCUAUAAAUGUAAGCAAUGCGGUCGACCUUACAGUGAUUACACCUCCUUAAAAACACAGAAGAACACACACGAGUGAAACCCUAUGGAUGUAAGCAGUGUGGUAAAGCUUACAGAGAUUACAGUUCCUUAAAAACAUAAGAGAGGUCACACUGGAGUGAAACCCAAUGAGAUACAGCUUUCCUUUCUCAUCUACGUUUCCAAAUACAUGAAAGAAAUCACACUGGAGAGAAAUUAAGAAAUGUAGAAAAGAUUUCAUUUGCCCACAAACUAACACAAGAGAACAUGCACACUGGAGAUACACCAUAUGAAUGUGAAGAAUGUGGGAAAGCCUUCAGUCAUCCCAGUUCCUUCCAAAGGCAUGAAAAGGAAAAGAAUCACAGGAUAAAACCUCUUUAAUAUACACAGUAUUGGAAGGAUUUCAGUUUGCACAAAUCUUCAUAUGUGAAAAAUCUCAGGUAAAACAGCUAAAACUGUAUGUAACAUGAGAAAACUUGAUGGAAAUUAAUCCAUGUAUAACACUCUAGAAAAAGAGUUGUUGGGCUGGCCCAGUACCUCAGGCGGUUGGAGCGCCUGGAGCGCCCUGCUCCUAUUGUGCUCCUAUCGCGGAAGGCCUCCGAUUCCAUUCCCACAUGGGCCAGUGAGCUGCGCCCUCUGCAGCUGAGAUUGUGAACAACAGCUCUUCCUGGAGUUGGGCUGCUGUGAGCACCUGGAAGUUGGCUUGAGCUGCCAUGUGCUGCCGUGUGCUGCCAUGGGCUACUGUGUGCUGCCAUGGGUGGCCAGUGACCGGCAGCUGGCGAGAGCUGUCGUGAGCUGCUGUGAGCGUCUGACCAACAGACUGGCUACCAACUGCCUCAGCCGGGUGGAGCGCAAGGCUCAUAAUACCAGCAUGGGCCGGGGAGCUGUGUCCUACACAGUUAGACUGAGAAACAACAACUUGAACCAGAGUGGAGGGGAGACAGAAGAAGGGGGAAAAAAAGAGUUGUUAUUAAAGUUGUAAAUUACAUUGUGUUUCUCAAGCUUAUUAAGUGUAUCACUUCAAUACAGAUUUCUUAUUAUGUUCAGAAAUGAAUAUUGAGGUGAGGUGAGAUACUUCUGGGAAUCAUCUUUCAACAGUAGCACAAGAGAUUGUAGUGCUUCUUCCUUAAAUGAGUUAAUAUUUUGUCUUUCCAUUUUGAAGCUGUUAGAUCACUGGGUGAGCUGAAGUGUAUUUCUAAUGUGCAAUUAGGUUAUGUUUUUUAUAAUGUUUUGGUUUUUGUUUUCUGUGUUAAGGGGCCAUGGUAAAAUGACAGUUUGGUAAUUGUUGGGAUUUUAUUACUGGCUUGGUGAGAGUUUCUGGAUAUUCUUAGUCCAUUAAUUGUGUAUAUUCUACCUUUUCUUUUUUUUUACUGACAAAUCUCCUUUUUGGGGGUGACAGGCAUACGAGGUGUGAUCAAAAAAUAGGGUGAAUGUUUAAAUUUAAAAAUUCGUUACAGUAAAAAACACAUUGCCAUUAAUCCCCCUCAAAAUACUCCCCCUUGUUUCGAACACACUUAUCCCA